This is a messenger RNA of Pyricularia pennisetigena, 1041 nucleotides long. RefSeq lists its product as uncharacterized. The transcript has 3 exons. The coding region runs from base 1 to 1041 and encodes 346 amino acids. The record is from RefSeq and is a predicted model, not a curated record. NCBI's taxonomy places the organism in Eukaryota, Fungi, Ascomycota, Sordariomycetes, Magnaporthales, Pyriculariaceae.
AUGAGGACAACCAACGGACUCGUUUUAAUACUCGCCGGGCUCGCGGCGGCCCUCCCGCAGCCCGGAGGUGCCUCGGCGAAAGCAAAGGAGGCAGUGAAUGGCAAGAAGUUUGAGAUCAGGUCAGAGCGUCUGCGACCGGUACCUCUCAAGAAACGGGCAAACCAGCUGAUCCCCGUCGUCGUCGGCGGGCCGCAGGUGACGUUUGUUCCAAACAUGGUCCUCGCGGCGGUAGGGGACGUCGUUCAGUUCCAGUUCAGCAACGGCAACCAUACCGUCACGCAGUCGGCCGAGGGCCAGGCAUGCACGCCGCUGCAGAUGACGGACCCGAACGCCGUACACAGCGGCCACAUUCCCUUCAAGGACGGGCAGCAGAUGGUUGGCACCUUCAACAUGGUCGUCACCAAGACGGAUCCCAUGUUCCUCUACUGCGCCACUGGUCCUCACUGCCAGCUUGGUCAGAUCAUGGUCAUCAACCCAUCAAACACGCAACAGCUGGUCAACUACAACAAGAUCUCGGCCCAGGCGACCAAGAACGUCGACGGCCUGAAAGUCAACGGCGGCAGCGUCGGACAGAUCCCUCUUGGCCUCGCCGCGUUCGUCCCGGCGGCGGCCGAGGACGACGGCAACGGAAAGGGGAAGGGUGAUGCCGGCAAAGGAAAGAACGGCAAGGCGACCGGCGGCAAGGGCAAAAAUGGAGCAGCUCCGGCGGCGUCAUCCUCAGCAGCCGCUCCCCCAGCGGCCACGGCUCCGGCUGCUGCCCCGGUCGCGGCGAACCCUGCGGCUCCGGCGGCGGGGACUCCUGCUGCUUCUCCUGCUCCAGCUGCUCCAGCUGCUUCUCCUGCUCCAGCUGCUCCAGCUGCUUCUCCUGCUCCAGCCGCUCCAGCUGCUUCUCCUGCUCCAGCCGCUCCGGCCGCUGCUGCUCCGGCCGCUGCUGAUCCGGCUGCUGCUGCUCCAGUUGCUGCUGAUCCGGCUGCCGCUACUCCGGCCGCUGCUGAUCCGGCUGCUGCUGCUCCCGAACCUGCCCCAGCUUCUGCCGAAUAA